UCAAGGGCAGCUUGGCAACAUGGCGACUGAGCGAGGUGGUGGGGAUGAGGCGGUAGUGUGCCAGAGCCGCGCCUCGCAGCCACGUUUUAGAGAGCGAAGGUAUUCUAUGGUGGUAGUGGUGGGUCAGUACAGCCAUCCGGGGCUCCCGGAGAGUGUGGUGGCCACGGUGGAGCGAGGAAUACGCUCAUGGGAUGUGGACCUCUCUCAGUGCAACCUAGAUGAACAGCUGAAGCUCUUUGUUUCACGUCACACUGCUACAUUCUCUGAAGAAGUCAAAGGACAAAGGACCCUGCAUCACAGUGGAGAGGCGCUUGAGACAAAAGUGCUUGUUGGCCCAUCUGCUCAGUGCGUUUGUGGGGAGGUAAGGAGCCUGAUUUCAGAUGCUUCUCGACAUAAGUUGCUUGUUUUGGCUGGACAGUGUUUGGAGGAAAGUGGAGACUUGGUGCUGCCUUCUGGUUCUUUUUCCCUUCAUGAUUUUAUUCAUAUAUUCGCAGACAAAGAGAUCGGUGACUUACUGAGCUCUACUGAUCCUGUCCACAAGGCCAGUCUGACUGUGGCCUGCCCAAACUACGGGGAUUGGAAGAGCUCAGCACUGGAUGGACACAAUCUGCAAGAUUUCAUUGAGAUUAGGUGCAACCCAUUGGCCAUCUUGCCAGAAAUGGAAGGCUUGCUGGAGUUCACAGAGUACCUAUCUGAGUCAUUAGAACCUCGUCCUCCUUUUGAGCUGCUUGAACCGCCUGGCACAGUAGGCUUCCUCAAGCUGUCCAAGCCUUGCUGCUACAUCUUUCCUGGUGGCAGGGGUGAUUGCGCCUUCUUUGUAGUUAAUGGCUUUAACGUGCUGGUGGAUGGUGGUUCAGAUGCUAAAUCUUGCUUUUGGAAGCUGGUGCGACACCUCGAUCGCAUAGAUUCACUGCUACUAACCCAUAUAGGAAUUGACAAUCUUCUAGGUAUCAAUAGCUUGCUACUGCGUAAAAUUGCUGAGCUAGAUGAGGAAGAGCAGUCAGCUGGCUCACAGAGCAAUGAAGACUGGGCAAGAAAUCUGAUCUCACCAGACCUGGGAGUUGUUUUCUUUAAUGCCCCUAAAAGACUCCGGGACUUGCAGGGUGAUCCUAAAGUACUGCGUGCUUGUGACCAAGCUGCCUUGACACUGCAGUGCCUGGACAGACUGAGCAUCAUUCCUGAAUCUCUUUCUAGACCUGGUGGCACCUCUAUUGAGCCACUUGUUCUGUUUCAAAAGAUGGGAGUUGGCUGCUUGGAAAUGUACAUUUUAAACCCUGUUAAAGGCAGUAAAGAGCUGGAAACCCUAAUGAAGCACUGGCCUGGGGAUAGCAGCCCCAAGAUGUCAGAUACUUCUCUGCAAUGCCUGACUUCGAUUUGCUCACUUCUGGUGUGGAGGCCAGCCAACCCACAGGAAAAAAUUAUUCGUGUACUGUUUCCAGGUUGUGCCCCUCAAGUGAAGAUCUUGGAAGGCUUGGACAAGCUGAAGCAUUUAGAAUUUUUGAAGUUUCCCACAGUUUGUCCCAGAGACCUAGAAUCCUCAAAUACAGAUAAGUUGUCGAAGAGGACAGAAAGUCAUGAGAGUCUGAAGGUCUCCAAAGGGCCUAGUGUGACAAAGUUGCCAAAUGAGAAGAAGAAGCCAGAGGUGAAAUUGGUCACAAAGGAAAAAUACAAGGUUGUAUCAAAUGACUUACCUAAAGAAGGGUUUUCCGGAAAGAGCAAGGAAGAAGAAAAGCAGAAAGCCGAUGUAAAGCCAAAGCUCAUGAAGGAGCGUCCUGUAACUAAGAAGGAACCUAAGGACGAAAAAGGGGCUGUUCGAAAAGAUGAAGAUGUAAAGCGAGAUCUUGUCAAGAAGGAGCAAGCUGCACCAAAACCCAAGAGAGAUGUCAAGGUAGAGCCAAAGAAGGAAAUUAAAAAGUCUGUUAAGCCACCAGUCAAAGAAGUUAAGAGGCCCUCCAGUGCUGCAUCUUCAAUGCCAACUGAAGCCAAGAAACCCACUGGAAAGGUAGGAGUGCCAAAGAAAGAGCCAGUGAGUUUGAAGAAAUCAGCACCAUUGAAAGACUUAAGUGAAGGAGAACCACACAAAGAGCGUGAGACAGAAAUUAGUCGGUCCAAAAUGUCUACUCCCGAGGACAUGACUGCUGAGUUUGAGAAGCUGAGGGAAGAAAAUGAAAGGGAACAAAAUUUAGAUGCUAAGACAACAACUGAGAAGAAACGGGGAAUUGAGGAUGUUGAGGAACACCUGAAAGCAAGUAGAGAACCGGAGAGUCCAGAGAAGUUCUGUUCUCAGAAUGCUACACCCAACCAUUGCAAAGUUGCAGGGCCCCCUUCUCCUCUAACUAGGACUCCAAAGAGCGACCGCAGUGUGAACUUUGACUUAACUCCUACUGAAUACAGGUUGCUAGAGGGAGGUUUACUCAGAAAUGGCCAGGAAGAUGCAUGUGCCAGCUCAGAUGAGAAAACCUUAGAGUUGGUGUCUCCUCCUGACUCCGGCCCUGCCAGUGCUGGUCAUACUCCCUUCCACCAGUCUCCUGUUGAUAGUAUUCAGCAGACUGUUGAUGGGAAGCCAGCUGGCACUAUUUCUGGGGGCUCAAAGUCUGGCUACCUGUCCCUUAGCCCCUUCAAAGAUGCAGUUCCAGACAUCUCUCCCACCAUUACCACUCCCUCUUUACCAGCUGAAGUGGGUUCUCCUCACUCUACUGAAGUGGAUGAGUCCCUCUCUGUGUCCUUUGAGCAAGUUUUGCCCCCUGUCAGCGAGUCUCCCCAAGACGAUAGAUCAUAUCCAAAUGGACACUUCAUGGACCCAGAAGCCAAACUGGGGAUGACUCUUCCAUUACGGGCACCCCUUAACCCUCGUGUUCCUGGAGAUGGUUCAGAAGGUCGUGUACCUCAUCAUCAUGGCGUCCUUCCUCUGUCUGACUUCCCACCUCAUGAUGUUGAUCUCUGUUUAGUGUCCCCUUGCGAAUUUAAGCACCCCAAGGCCAUAGAGCAACCACAGUUGUCCCCUUCUGCUGUUAAUGCCAGCCCACGAGAUAUCUCAGAUGAUAGUGACCUCUCUCAAGAGCUGGCCAAACCCUUGUGUCAGAGACGAACAACUGCUAAUCGCAAGGUUCCACAAGGUCACGAGACUCCUCCCACUUCAGCCAGUGAGUCUCUUCCCACUCAGUCAGAUUCAGAUAUUCCUCCUGGGACUGAAGACUGCCCCUCAAUUACUGCUGAUGGUGGCCUAGACUCCGAAGAAGACUCGGAAGGCCUUCCAUCCUUACAUCGGGGCCUUGUUCCUCAAGACCCACCUCCUAUCCCACUACUGGACCCUGUCCCUCGGCCCCCACAACCUGGCACUUGUAUGGCAGAUCCUGAGACUGAACCAUCUGGCAAGCGGGACACCACCAAAGCCAAAAAACCUGUUAAUGCAGGCAAGACAAACAGUGCCACAUCUAACACUAAAGCUAAGGGAGGAGCAUCAACUGUGCCGCCUAAGCCUAGUUCAAGUCAAGAUUCUCGACCUGCAUCACGGAGCACUCUAGGCAACUCGAAAAGCACCGUAACAAGGCUCCAAAGUGCAGGACCUUCUGCACAGAAGACAGUUUCAGCUAGCCCACCAGUCUACUUGGAACUUGCCUAUUUGCCAUCUGGUAGUGGCGCCUCAUCAGUGGACACUGAGUUCUUCUGCCGUCUGAGAUCAUCUUGCUAUGUGAUCAGCGGUGAUGAGCCCUUGAAGGAGGCUGUAAUGCGUCCCAUCCUAGAUGCACUCCUUGAAGGCAAAGCAGCAUGGGCUAACAACCUGCAGGUGACCUUGAUUCCAACGUUUGAUUCUCCUGUUAUGCAUGAAUGGUACGAGCAAACUCACGAGCGGCAGAGGGACCUCAACGUUACCGUCUUGGGCAGCAACAGUACGGUGGCCAUGCAGGAUGAGACCUUCCCUGCUUGCAAAGUGGAAUUUUGACUCUGAGACUGCAUGCAACACUGGCACAAAUGUAGGGGCACCUCAGCUACACUUCCUUAUGGAGCCCUAUCUAAUUCUUGUAUAUGCUUCUUUUUUUGUUUUUUUUUUUGGCAACAGAGACUAAAUGUGUAGCUUGUGCCCUACACUUGUGGUCUUUGGUAUCAAAUCAGUCAACUUCAGUCCUUCCUAAAUCAUGCACAGCCACACUGACACAUGCACACAAGCCACUCUUAUGGACCCCACUCCUCCUUGCACAUAUACUGUCUUGUGUCUAUCACAGAUUAUCUAUCUGCUAUUCAGUUCCUUGAAGCCAUAAGAGGGAUGGUCAUCUGUGACACUUACAGGAGGUUCUAGCAUGCAUUUAGGACUUUAGGGAGGGUCAUUUCUGUGGGAGUUUGAGAGUAGUAGCACAAGAUGAAUGUAGAGAACAUCGUUCAGUAUUUUGGCCUAAAUUGUUUGGGAUAGAGUGAUAGAGUACCUUCUUCCUUAGGCUGGGUAUGGUGCUCUCUUAGACUUUUUUCUUGGGGUGAGGAGGUGGAGGAUCGUUCCUCUCAAGUAGAGGUGUAUUUUUUUUCACAGUUCUGUAAAGGGGAUGCUCAUCACCACAGCUGUUAUUUUACUUCAGUGCCGUCCCCAUCAUGCAUCUUAAAAAAAACAUUUUAAUGAAGGAAUUUAGCAUUAACAAAGUAGGAGUAGGGUUUGCCAUAUCCCAUCUUCUACUAACAGAAGUUAAAUGCUGAAAAGGGGCACAGUGGGCACCCGUGAAAUCUAAAAGACCAUCAAUGGAAAGUAGAAGGUAGAAGGCUCCAUUUUAAUUAAGAUAGACAUGUUUGUGGUAUUUCAGCGGAGAGGCGAGGAUUAGAGGAUCAGUGAAAGUUGUGUUUUAGUAGGGGCUAACUGCUUUAUCAGGAUAAGCUGCCAGUUUCAUCUGGGCACUGUGCAUAUUUAUUUAUUUAUUUAUUUAUUAGAAGUGUUUUGGCAAUGCCCUGCCAUCCUUCUCCCAGCAUCGGUCAGAUUCAGUAUUGAACACUAAAGAUUGUUUUUUUUGGCUCUUUUAAUCUCUAAUUAAAAAGAAAAAAAAACUUUUUUAUUCUCUUUUGCACAUUUUUGUAUUUCAAACUUUUGAUGUUUGUUGUGUCAGAAAACACACACAUUAGAAUGGGAGUAGGAGGGCAUGGUUCAUUGUAUAUGAGCAUCCCCUUACACUUUUGUUAAGCUGUAGACACAGAUCAAUUUCAUUUUUAAUUAAUAAAAAAGGGGUGAGAGGGCUUAUCGGCAAAGCCUGGUAUGGUCUGUGGUACAGGCUGCUUUCUGUCUCCCUUAGGAUAGGGUGCUUUAACUAUUGCCUUUCCAAUUAUUGUUUGUGAAGCUACAUUGUACACGAACAUCAUUGGCUCAAUAAAUCUGUGGCACGAUGCUGUGCUGGCACUUUGUAUUAAUUUUGGAUAUGCUAAUGAGGUUGAAUGCAUGGCUAGAAGGUGUACACUCAUUUUUAUAGUAGAUUAUUUGUUAAAACAGUCAGUAACAAAAGUGUAGAGAAAGAGUUUCGUCCAAGUUGAAUGGAAUAAAGAGCAUCAAAAUUUCUAAUUUAAUACUGCUUGCAUCAUAUCCUGCCCCAGCCCACUUUGAAAAUAUCAGAGGCUCUGGUGCCACCUAAGGGUCACUAUUCCCAUUUACAAAAAAAAAAAAAUUGGCAGUUCUCCACAUUCUAAAACUUGCAAUUGAGUUUACACAUCCAUAUCUGGAACUGCACACGUGCACUACUGGCAAGGUUUGAGUGGAACAUUUGAGUGCAGAAACCGUUUUUUAAGAAAUGAUGAACGUCAAUUGAGUUUCUCACCACAUGAAACAGGUCAGCAGUUGGGGAUUGUGCUAGAUGGACUCGCAUCGUAUCCAAAGCAGACUCUACUGGGACCUGUUCUCAAAAACUCUUGAGAGUAAGAGUGUUGCUCAAAGAAAAAGACAUCAAGAAUCUUGGCAUUUGUCUUUGCUGUCCAGACCCUUCCUGUGUUCCUCUGAGGGGGGAUUCAGGUGUGGGGCUCUGACUUUGUGUUCUUGGAAGCUUGUUUGUUUUACAUCCAAAUAAGAUAAUUCAGCUUUCAUCCAUGCAAUUGUAAUCGUGUUUACAACAAAAUCAGAUGUAUAAAGUAGACUGGACGUGGACUGUUGCUAGUUAAACUGAUGGUAAUACACAGUCUUUUACUGGUAUGAAUGUAUUUCUGAAGCUGUGAAAGUCGAAAGAUAAACACAAAGUCAUACACUCUGAAUUCAGACAGUAUUGUUUUGCACUUUUAAGAAACAGUUAUAGCAGAAAGAACGCUAAAUGAUCAAAGAACAGUAGUAAAUAAAUUGGAAAAGUAAAACAAUA
Erpetoichthys calabaricus (reedfish) is the source of this 6311-nucleotide messenger RNA. Its product is annotated as electromotor neuron-associated protein 1-like. Bases 20 to 3943 code for a protein of 1307 amino acids. The record is from RefSeq and is a predicted model, not a curated record. The transcript is spliced from 7 exons. Gene Ontology annotation, cellular component: microtubule; cytosol; microtubule associated complex. Gene Ontology annotation, molecular function: actin binding; microtubule binding. Lineage: Eukaryota; Metazoa; Chordata; Cladistia; Polypteriformes; Polypteridae. Gene Ontology annotation, biological process: dendrite development; microtubule cytoskeleton organization; axonogenesis.